Messenger RNA from Scophthalmus maximus (turbot), 3495 nucleotides. RefSeq names its product sorting nexin 8a (gene snx8a). Bases 572 to 2167 code for a protein of 531 amino acids. The transcript is spliced from 13 exons. The record is from RefSeq and is a predicted model, not a curated record. Gene Ontology annotation, molecular function: phosphatidylinositol binding. NCBI's taxonomy places the organism in Eukaryota, Metazoa, Chordata, Actinopteri, Pleuronectiformes, Scophthalmidae. Gene Ontology annotation, biological process: retrograde transport, endosome to Golgi.
UUAACUUAACUAUGAAUUACAGCAAAUGAGUCAAAUCAAUGAAAUUAAUACACUUUUUUAACAGGAUUUAUUGCGUUGACGUGGUACAAACUGAUGAGUGCCCUCGAUGUAAAUGCAACUACAUUUUUGGUGGAUUUUUUUUAGAUUCGCUGAUCAAAAAUCAAAAAGCUAUCUAGAAAAAACAAAACAAAAACAACAACAACAACAACAACAACAACAACAACAACUCAGAAGCUGAAACGUACGAGGGACACGCGAAGGCAGCAUGAUGUACACCCAAUGAGUUUGAAGAAUGAGGAACACAUUCGCAAUUCAUUUUGCAGAAGUGAAAUCAGUGUCACUGUCAGAGCUGCUGCUGCUUUGAGCAGAAGUUGCUGCAAACCACUCCACCCUGUGAAAGCAUGCGGGGUUUUACAACCCGCGCUCACAUGUUAAGUGUCACUCCACACAGCUGCUGCUGCUCACGCGGACCUGGACUUUAACCAGCGCUCGCUACAACUUUAAGAAAUAAGUUACUCUUUUUUUUCUUUUUCUUCUCCCCCCCCCCCGCUUCUUUCCUUCAGGAAAUCACAUGGAGGUGCUCUCGUGCUCACAUGACACUCCGAGAGCCAUGGCAGCGGAGAUCCAUGAAGGCUCCGUUCCUGCCUAUUACAGGGAAGUGCAUGGGGCCGUCUGCUGUAGGACAGACGAGAGAGUGCAGGUGGAAGUUUUUCAGCGGUUGCUCCAACGGGCCGACCUCUCCGGGGCGGUGGUGGGCCAGAUUGCAGAGCAUGUUGACGCCGCGGAUGGAUUCCUCAGCAAGUUGUCCCUCUAUAAAGCGCUCGCCUUGAUCGCUCUCGCCCAGCAAGGGAAGCAGCCGAGCCCCAAGCUCCUGGAGAACUGCAUACAAGAGUUGCCCAGACCUGAGCUCGGGGAGCCGAGGGGCCUGAGCGCGCUGAGGAUGCAGCCGGCGCAGGAGGACGCGCUGACGAUGACCCACACGCUGGACAAGCUGCUGGUCAGGGACACCGUCCAGAUGGAGCUCAUACCCGAGAAGAAGGGCCUGUUCCUCAAGCACGUGGAGUACCAGGUCACCAGCGAGCGUUACAAAAUAUCAGUUUACCGACGCUACACUGAUUUCGACGUCUUCCACGAGGUUCUGCUCCAGAGAUUUGCCUACAGAGUGGUGCCGGCGCUGCCGCCCAAAAGGAUGUUAAAGGGAGUGCUGACCUCGGUCUCUGAGCGGGACUUCAUCGAGGGGAGGAGACGAGCUCUCUGCAGAUUCAUGAACCUGGUGGCGCGGCAUCCCGUCUUCUCAGAGGACGAGCUGGUUAAGACCUUCCUCACCUUCAGCGGCUCUGAUGUUCAGAGCAAGGUGCGUGAUGCUUACAAGAAAACGGGUGAUGAGUUCAUGACCAACAGAAUCGCAACCCUGGCAAAGGAAUAUCUCCCUGCUGACAUUCAAGCGCAGUUCUCAACAAGCAGGGAGCUGAUCCGAAAUAUCCACAACAGCUUCCACAAGCUGCGGGACAGAGCUGAGAAAAUGGCCGAGCGCUCGAAGGAGAAUGCGACUGACCUCCUCAUGUUUGGCAGGGAGCUCAGCACGCUGGGCUCCGACGCUUCACCCCUUCCCUCCUUGGCCUCUUCGCAAAGCACCUGGGGGACGCUGCGGCAGGCGCUGAAGAGUCUGUCUGUGGAGUUCGCCGUGCUGUCGGACAAGGCUGCUCAGCAGGGCAGACGGGAAGAGGACGACGUGGUGGAGAAACUGAACCUUUUCCUGGACUUGCUGCAGUCGUACCGAGACCUCUGUGAGCGCCACGAGAAGGGCGUGCUCCACGAGCACCAGAGGGCUCUGCACAAGUACAGCGUGAUGAAGAGGCAGAUGAUGAGCGCCACCGUGCAGCCAAAGGAGCAGGCGUCCGUGGAGCAGCUGGAAUCGCGGAUUGUUCAGCAAGAGAACGCCAUCCAGACCAUGGAGCUGCGUAACUACUUCUCCCUGUUCUGCCUUCACCAAGAGACGCAGCUCAUCUUCACCUACCUUCCCAUCACGUCCCACAUUCUCGGCUCUUUUGUCAACUCGCAGGUCCAAGGACACCGAGAGAUGGGAGAGGUGUGGAACGAGCUCCAGCCGAAGCUCGGGUGUCUCUUUGGUGCUAAUAACGGAUUGAAACCAACAUCUAAAACCUGAGUGAGCUUCAGAGGAGAAACGCUGCUGCUGCUGCUGAGGAUUAUAAACUGGAAAAAAAGAACUCGCUCCGUGAGCUAAAGCAAACACGUGUAAAGCACAGCUGUAUUUUCUUCUUACCAAAUCUAAUAUUACACGACAUACAUUCCAUUCAGCGAGAGGGAUUUCAUAUUUUGGGGUUUGAUCGUCAACCCGUAUUACCUUGUAACUGGACUGCGAGUCCCGAUGAGGAUAUAAUGUCCAUUUCAAAAUCAACAAGGAGUUAUUUUACAACGUAUCUGACAAAGCAUCUGUUAUAUUAACUCUUGUAAAACAUUUCAGACACUAAGGUAGUUGAGAAGAAUUGAGGGACAGAGAUUUACUUUUGUUAAAAGAUGGGAUUAUUUUCAAUCUCUAUUCAUGAAAGUUUCUGUUUUUUUACUUAUUGACUGACUUUAGACCGAUGUGUUUUUGAUACAGAUUAUAGUUUAUAAGGAUGUGUAGCAGCAUACUACAUAUUUUUUUGGGACAAGUUAGCUAUUUCUUACUGUUUACUUUAAUAUAAAGCAAUGUCUCGGCGCUCUUUGCUUUAAUAUUGUUUAAGACUUUUUCAGCUAGAUGUCAGUAAUAACACUAUAAGGUAAUGAAUUUACGACCAAAGAUGUUGAAAUAUGAAAUAAAUCAUAUGGCAGAAUUCCUACACAGAUCCAGAUUUAAACCUCUGUGACUAACAUCUUUAAUUUCAGCUAGAACAUUUUUGUCCGUAUCGCUCCAUACUUGAGCACUGCUUUCACAGUUGCAGAAAUCAAUUUUAAAUUUGUUUAAAUGUGUGUAUGAGGACAAACACACGCUGGAUACUGCUGAAUUCCUUGUCCAUGUAUGAUCAGACUUUCGGCUUUUCAGAUUCUUAGCAUGAAAACAAUGAAGCUCAUGUGCCUGUACACAUGUAGUUUAUCAGAACAUAAUUUAUUUUUCUAAAAAGAAUCAAAAAAAAAAAACUAAAAUCAAAGGGAAAAACAUUUGGGUUUACAUUUAAGAAGUUGUCACCAGCGGAUUUCAUCUCUACAUCGAACUGACCGUGUGGAAAUGAAUGAUGCGAAAAAACAAAUCAGAAUAUGUGCACUUUGUUGCCAACAGGUAUGUUAUGAAGAAAUUGUAUUGCAGAAUGAAACACGUUUGUUUUUGGAAUAAUAAUUUAUUGGGAAUCAACUUGUUCACUUUCACAGAAAAUGAAACCCAAUAAAAAUAUCACUGUAGAAAUUGUAAAUAUUUUAUCACAUAAAAAAAAUCCUUGUUGAAUGAUAUUAAAUUGGUAACAAUGGAAAAAUAAAAUGACUAUACUGCUGCUUUGA